Messenger RNA from Cantharellus anzutake, 939 nucleotides. RefSeq lists its product as uncharacterized. The record is from RefSeq and is a predicted model, not a curated record. The transcript has a single exon. Lineage: Eukaryota; Fungi; Basidiomycota; Agaricomycetes; Cantharellales; Hydnaceae. Bases 294 to 821 code for a protein of 175 amino acids.
CACCCCGAUCCACAAUGAGUCCACUGGAAGUCAACGUCGAUUCACCUACCCAUAGCUGGCUGCCAGUUAUGUAGUCUCCAUCGAUUACCCGACAUAUCGCUAGCCUUGCUAAUGUGUGUGCUGGGAUGUGUGAAAACUCUUGUAAGAUAUUGAUAUUUUAUAAGCCCAGCAUGUGCAUGGUCCAAGUCCCCAACAAGAUACACCGCUCGUGGUUAGCUUAUGUAAGAACUACAUACCAAUCGCUCCGCUUCAGUUCUAUCGCAUCGUUUUGCGUUAGAUGCGGGUCUCAUUGAAUGAACGGAGUAGGGUGUAUGGGAAAUUCAAGCUGUGGCCUAUGGAGGGACGUGCCCUCUGAGGAUAGCGACGACGAGGCAUACACCGAGGAAGCAGAGAUGUCCAGCGGUAUGUGGUGCCAUAGCGUGGCACUUUCGGGAGAAAUCAAUUGUCACUUCCUAGAUGCCUCAACGCAGGAUCAUGUAGUGUUUCCUCAAACACCUUCACCUGGUCCUACCCCUGAGAUCGUAUAUACAAGGCCCUUCUGUAACUAUAUAUUGCUCACGAAGGUUGAAAACGCGCAAAGCGUUAAAGGCGGACUCCUGCCCAGUAGCCUGGUUGCGGCGGCAUUCAAUUCGAAAAGAUCCAUGAACUGGAUCCGAAUAGGGAAGGAACUCGCCCACAGAUUAAAAGAUAGGCCGCGGGGCUCCAGGUAUUGGAAUAUCAACAGCAACCAUGGCGAUCCAAUGGCGUUCGUUUCCCCUUCCUCCUGGUUCAGCGACUUCGCUAGUGAGUGCUGGCUCCGUAUAACGAGAAGAUUUUUUUGAACUUGCUCUUGUUGAGAGCUGCCUCUUCCAUCUAUAAAAACAUUGACAUCUUUGUAUUAGUUGUGUCGCAGCUUUACGCGAAACAUAUAAAGUAAAUGUAAUUGUCAUUAAAUCUCUC